Hydra vulgaris (swiftwater hydra) is the source of this 1624-nucleotide messenger RNA. The record is from RefSeq and is a predicted model, not a curated record. Lineage: Eukaryota; Metazoa; Cnidaria; Hydrozoa; Anthoathecata; Hydridae.
AUGCCACCAAAAAAGAAGUUGAAGCUUACUCGAAAUAAGGUUGAAGUAUUUCUAGUAAAGAAAGUUAGAGAAAAUCUUUCAUGUUAUAAACUUUCUACUGGCAUAGAGGUUUUGCAAUACUACCCAUAUCUAAGAAACUUGAAUCCCAAAGUAAAGAAAACGGUUUUAAUUAGGUGUCAUUUCGAAAUUAAUUCAUUUGAGCUCAGAUGCCCUCCACAAGCUGACUGUUGUGUAAUGUCUAAAUUGGUAAGGCCAUUGAAUCUUGCAGGGUUCCCUAUCAUAACCUUGGAAAAUAUCAGUAAAAAAAAAGAAGAACUAAUUGAAGAUAUUAUAAAAGACAGGAGAAGGACAUCCGAAGCCAAAAAUGAAGAUAUUGUGUUUAUCUUAGACCAAAUUGGAAAUAGGAUAGGAAGAAUAGGAACAAAUGAUAAAAGGUUUACGUACACUAUUAAGAGAUCCCACAAAAAAUUGUGUUCCAUGUUAAACAUGGAGAUUAAAGUAAACAAUGGUAACAAUCUAUACAGUUUAGAAAACUCUUCAAGUAGUGAUAAUAAUUCUGACUGUGAAUAUGUAGCAGAUAUAAAAAAAGAACAAUCUACCUCUGUUGUUUUGUUACCAAAAAAUAUUUUAAAAAAAACAGCUCUCACAGCAAUAGGUGAAGGACUUUCAGUUAGACAACACACUGCAAUAGUGGCAAGUGUUAUUGCUAAUUCAGGAGGUGAUGUUACUAAUUUUGCAAUAUCUUCUUCAACCGCAUUUAGACACGUUACUGAUCUUGUUAAAUCUUCAUCAUUACCAAUUAUUCUCCAUUUUGAUGGAAAAAUAGUUAAGGAGUUCACAAGCGGAAUAGAACAUCAACUUGACAGACUUGCUGUUUCCAUCAGGAUAGAUGGACAGAGUGAGCUUCUUGGGGUUCCUCAUUUGAGCUCUAGUACUGGAGAAACACAGAAGAAUACAAUCAUAAAACUUCUUCAUCAAUUUGAUAUUUUUGAUAAAUUACAAGGAUGCGUUUUUGAUACAACUUCUGUAAAUACUGGUAAUAAAAAGGGUGUGUGCAUUAGAUUAGCUGCAGAGCUUGAUAGACCACUACUUCUCCUAGCAUGUAGGCAUCACAUCUAUGAAAGGCAUAUUAUUCACUGCUGGAAUAUUUAUCCAAGCAGUAAAAUAAAUGGUCCAGAUAAUCCAUUGUUUAAGAAGCUUAAAGAUGUAUGGAACUCAAUUGAUCAAAAUUCCAUUGUGUUAAACAAAGUAAAAAUUGAAGAUAUUUCUGAUAGCUGGCUGCAGGAUGGAUGUAGGUCUGAUUAUCUAGAGUUAGUGGAAUUGACAACAAUGGUUUUAUCUGGUGAUGAACAGUACAGGCUAAGAAAACCUGGGCCUGUACACCAUGCCAGAUUUAUGGCAAAAGGAAUAUACUUUCUGAAAAUGUAUCUCCUUCUAAACAACAUUUCUAGCUUGACAGAUUUUGAGAAGAAAGAAAUAAAUGAUAUGGCAUUCUUCACAGAUGUAUUUUACACAGAGUGGUUUAUAAAGGCUGAAAUUCCGGCUGUCGCUCCAUAUCAGGUGACAUUUCUAUGUUUUAAAAGUUUUUAAUCAUUUUGCUUUUUAUUACUUUUUUUUCUUUGAA